This is a messenger RNA of Oldenlandia corymbosa var. corymbosa, 3423 nucleotides long. Lineage: Eukaryota; Viridiplantae; Streptophyta; Magnoliopsida; Gentianales; Rubiaceae. The record is from the annotation of a GenBank genome assembly.
GCAAACCACAAUGUGGGACUUCACUUAAUUUUAAGCAUCCCAUUCCUUAUGGCCAUUGAUUUAUUCCAUAGCAAUGAUAUUAGAAUAUGUACAGUUACACUCUUUGUGCAAACCCUACCACCAAACUGUUUUGAAUCAAAGAAGCACCAAAGAGUUAGUUUUAAAUCUCUUUUUCACUCUUCUUCAAGACAAAUUUCAAGGAAAGAAUGGGAAUAAAGGUUACUGUAGGUUCUUCAAUAAUCAAAUUCUUGGCCAUGAUUUCAAUUCAUGCUUUGCUUCUCCCAUGGUUUAAUUUGCCCUUUAAAGGUAGAACAAAGCCCUUCAGAAAAUUUCCACCAGCAAAUACUGAGCCAAGGAAGGGAAAAAAAAAUAAUAAAAAAAAAAAACAAACCAUUUCCACCACAGCAAAACCAAACCAUAAACAAUGGCAGCAGACACAGUUGUUUCCUUUGUGAUAAAUCAGCUUACAACAAUUCUCUCUGAAGAAGGACGUCUCUGGGGUGGGAUCAGAGAAGGGGUCCAGAGCAUCAAAGAUGAACUAGGUCAUAUGAGAGCAUUCCUCGAAGCCGCAGAAGCCAGAGAGGAUGAUAAUCCCAGAGUUCAAGAAUGGAUCAAGCAAGUGCGCGACGCUGCUUACGACAUUGAGGAUCUGCUGGAUGAAUUCACAUUUCUAUUUGCUCACCGCCAUGAAAAAGGAUUCUGCGGCCGCUGCAAAAGAGCUUGCCUGGGGAUAAAGAAGUUGAAAGCUCGUCGGAACAUUGCUGGUGAGAUACAAAGCAUCAAGAACAGAAUCACAAACAUCUCAGACGCGCACAUGAGGUACAGCCGCAUUGAAAACAAUUUUCCCCACCAUGUUGCGCCGGUGCCUGUUCCUUCCACCAUAAACGCCUGGUGGAAAGAUGAACUCCUGGAGGGAAAACCAAAGCUGGUUGGCAUCCAGGAGCCUAAACAGAAGCUCGUUUCUGAGCUCCUUGAAGGCGACGCCGGCCUCAAAGUUAUCUCAGUGGUUGGUAUGCAGGGGAUAGGGAAAACAACUUUAGUUAAGAAAGUUCAUGAAGAUCCAGAAGUGAGGAAUCAAUUCCCCAUCAGAGCUAUGGUUACAGCCGACCAGAAUUACACCACAGUGGGGCUCUUCAAGGACUUGGUUCGGCAGAUAUAUGAGCAAAUCAAGAAGCCAAUUUCAAACAUAGUGGAAUCCAUUCCAGGCGUUGAUGGUCUGAGAUCAUUCAUCAGAGAUUUGCUCCAGGAGAAAAGGUAUGUCAUUAUCGUUGAUGAUGUAAGUGACGUAAAUUCCUGGAAUUCAAUUAAAUCUGCAUUGCCUGAGAGUAGUAACGGUAGCCGUGUUAUGUUAACAACACGAAUGCCUGAAGUUGCACAAGCAUCAGGCCUAGGCACACAUCAUGUUCACAAAAUGAAGCCUUUGUCUCCUGAAGAGUCAUGGAACCUGUUUUGUAAUAGAACUUUCAAAGAUAAUAACUGCCCUUACCACUUGAAGCAUAUUGCACAAGAUAUAUUGAGUAAAUGUGAGGGCUUGCCCCUGGCCAUUGUCACAAUGGGUGGGCUUUUGGCUUCGAAAGACCAUAACAAUGUCGGAGAAUGGGAGAUGGUCCAACGUAGUAUUGGAGGGGAAGAAGAUGGGUUAGAUGAGCUGGAUAGGGUCAAAAAAUUGAUUCAUCUCAAUUACAAAACCUUACCUUCACAUCUUAAGAAUUGCUUAUUGUACAUGAGCAUUUUCCCUAAAGACUGUGAUGUACAAUGUCACCACCUAAUCCAACUCUGGAUAGCUGAAAGAUUUGUGAAAGGGAGAGGAAUGAUGACAUAUGAGGAAGUAGCAGUAGAAUAUCUUAAGGAACUCAUUAGAAGAAGCUUAGUACAAAUAGUUGAAUUGUCUUGGGACGGAUCGCCCUACCAGUGCCGCGUCCAUGACCUUGUGAGAGAAAUGAUCCUGUGUAAAUCACAGGAGCAGAAUAUGAUGACGGUAGUUCCUGAACAACAUACUAGGGAGACUGAGAAGGUCUAUCGUCUUGUUGUCCAUGAUUUCUGGCAUAGAACCCUUGAAAGGCAUAAUUUCAACCAUCUUCGAUCCUUAAUCACCUUUGGAACUUUAGAGUGUCUUCAAGAUAUGUUAGGUGAGCUUAUGUCGAGUAAGUUGCUGAAAGUACUCGAUCUCAGAGGAGCAAAGUUGGAGGAAAUUCCGAAAGGUGUUUUUUACUUGCAUCAUCUAAAGUACUUGUCUUUAAGAGGCACAAAGGUGAAAAAUAUCCCCAGGUCCAUCAAGAAGCUUCAAAACUUAGAACAUCUACAUUUGGGUGAAACUAGUGUGAGAGAAUUGCCAAUGGAAAUCCUCAAACUACAUAAACUUCGGCACCUCAGGGUCUUUCAAGUAGUUGAUUCCCCAGAUUCUGGGUAUCAAUUUCAUGGAUUUAAACCUCCGUCAAACAUUGGAGAGCUUGUUUUCUUGCAUACAUUACUGUACAUAGAUGCACAGAAUGACAAAACAACAAUAGUUGGAGAACUAGGGAAGCUCAUCCAUUUAAGAGAGUUAGGGAUUACCAACCUCAGAAAAGAAGAUGGAAAAGAACUGUGCUCCUCCCUUAAGAAACUUACCAACCUUCAUGAGUUGGAUGUUGCUGCAAUUCAGAAAGAUGAAGUCAUUGAUAUGAACUUUCCUCUCGCUCCGUCAUCUCUUCAAUAUCUUCGCGGGCUAACCUUAAGAGGUAGGUUAGAAAGGUUACCGCCAUGGAUAAAUCAGCUCCACAGUGUAAUGAAGAUUGAGCUCAUUUGGAGCAGGUUAAGCACUGAUGAUGACCCCCUUGUAUCCCUUCAGCAUUUGCCCAAUUUGGUUGAGAUUUGUCUCACUGAAGCUUCUGAAAAAGAAAAGCUUCAUUUCACCUCUGGAGGGUUUAAGAAGCUGGAAACAUUGGAGCUCAGCAAUAUGAAUGAACUAAAAAGGGUGAUGAUCGAGAAGGGCUCCAUGCCUCGUCUGAAGCGCCUCUACUUGUCUGAACUUCCAUCACUUGAGGAGUUGCCUUUGGGUAUUGAAAACUUGAGACAGGUUCAAUCUCUGCAUCUGAUUAACCUGAAUCCUGCAUUGAAUGAUAGGCUGCUGAAUGAGGACAACAAGAGUGAAGAAAUAUGGAAAACUGCACACAUCCAAGAAGUCCUUGUGGCUUUCUCGAUGAAUGGUGAAUGGAAAGAAUGCCAGCUCUAGGCAACGAAUAAAGCAAGAAUAAUCUUCAGACUUCUUCCCUGUAGAUUUCAUUCAGUAUUAUGCAAUAAUCCAAUAAAUCUGUGCUCCAAAGUUCUGCACAUACUGGAUAAUUCAUUUGUACCUCUGGAAAUGAAUAAAGAUUUAUUUUUUUUCUUGUUUAGAUAAAUAAGAAUGGUACGAGUCUUAAUCAUACAAGAGUUCUUGUUUCCUAC